This is a messenger RNA of Scomber japonicus (chub mackerel), 1290 nucleotides long. RefSeq lists its product as uncharacterized. The transcript has 3 exons. The record is from RefSeq and is a predicted model, not a curated record. Bases 1 to 1290 code for a protein of 429 amino acids. NCBI's taxonomy places the organism in Eukaryota, Metazoa, Chordata, Actinopteri, Scombriformes, Scombridae.
AUGGCGUGGACAGCAGCUGUAAGGAGAAAAGAUGUAACAUUUACCAACAUCCCUGAACAUAUGAGAGUGUGUUCUCUUCAUUUUCAGUCAGGACAACCAGCAUAUGAAAUGUUGGAAACUCAUCAUGAUUGGACACCGUCUUUGCUCUUGGGGCACAACGAGGUGAAAGUUCCUGACAAAGACAGAUUUGCACGUCACUUGAAGAGACAUAAAAACCAAGCUGAGAAGACGGUGGAAAGGGCAGGGGACCAAGUGGACAGAAUAGAGGAGAGCUCGCUAGAAGAGGAGGGGAUGUGUGAAGAGGAGUGUGUGCAGUGCAAGCCUAGGUGCGACGAAAUCAACCGUCUACUGGAGGAAAAUAGGAAUUUGAAGCGUAAACUUGCCGAAAAAGAAUUUACAGAGGAGUUUCUGAAGCGUGAUGAUAGCAGAGUAAAAUAUUACACUGAACUUCCAAAUUAUGAAACUUUUAAUGUUUUGUUGUCCCAUGUAACCCCCUUUCUGCCACAGGGAACAAGAAAGCUUACUCCAUUUCAAAUGAUACUGGUCACUCUCAUGUGUCUGAGAUUGGAUCUGCCAUUGCAGCACAUCGGUCACCUAUUUGAUGUGCACAGAGGAACAGUGAGUGCUGCAUUUCACAAAACUCUUAAUGUUCUGUAUGCACGCCUGGCUCCAAUAGUGCAUUGGCCUGACAGAGACAGUUUACAAGUCAGUAUGCCACACCAGUUUAGUGAGACAUUUGGGAAUCGCGUAGCUGCCAUUAUUGACUGUUUUGAAGUGUUCAUUAAAAGACCAUCAAACCUUCAGGCAAGGGCACAAACAUUUUCACAUUACAAGCACAGCCACACACUCAAAUACCUCAUUGGUAUAACUCCUCAAGGAGUAAUUUCAUUCAUUUCCAAAGGGUGGGGUGGACGCACAAGUGACAAAAGAAUAACGGAGGAAUGUGGCUUCCUGGAUAAACUUCUGCCAGGUGACCUAGUUUUGGCAGAUCAGGGUUUUGACAUUAAGGAGAGUGUGGGAAUGGUGUGUGCUGAAGUAAAAACACCAGCAUUCACAAAAGGUCAACGACAGUUGGACGCAAAGGAUGUGGAAGAAACAAGAUCUCUUGCACACCUGAGGAUCCACGUGGAAAGAGUCAUUGGAGUUGUACGAAACAAAUACAAGAUACUGUCCUCAAAAAUCCCAAUCAACAUGGUAUUGCCGUGUGAAGGCGAAAAUGUAACAUUGUUGGACAAGAUUGUUGUGGUUUGUUGUGCACUCACAAACAUGUCUUCAAGCGUUGUACUGUGA